AUGGCAUUAGUAAUUGAUGAGAUUUGGAUGUCAAGAAACCUUAAACAGUUUAGUAACAUCAACCCUGAUGCGAUGAAGGCUAGGCAGAACAUUCAAACCAGAUUCAAUGAAAUAGUUAAAGUCUUUUCUUCAGCUACCCAACCUCUUAAAGAGCUUAGUAGCAAGACUUGGUCUCCUCCCCCUUCUGGCUGCAUCAAGCUGAAUGUGGAUGCUGCGUUUCAGCAAGACUCGGGCUCUGCUUUAGCAGUUGUUGCACGGAACCACUUGGGUGAAGUUCUAUCAAUUUGGGCCAAAAAACAUCACAACUCCUCCCCUACGAUUGCCGAAGCUAAAGCACUUUACUGGGAUGUGACUCUAGCGGUCAAGGAGGGAUGGAAAUCUGUGAUAUUUGAAGGAGAUGCAAAGAAUUGUUUUGAUCCACUCAUCAACCCAGACUUAUCCCCUAAAUGGCUUACGCACAAUAUUAUCUGUAAUAUUCGUAGCUUAGUUGUUGCUUUUGAUUUUGUCUAUUUUUGUUGGGUCUGA
This is a messenger RNA of Quercus robur (English oak), 525 nucleotides long. RefSeq lists its product as uncharacterized. The coding region runs from base 1 to 525 and encodes 174 amino acids. Lineage: Eukaryota; Viridiplantae; Streptophyta; Magnoliopsida; Fagales; Fagaceae. Gene Ontology annotation, molecular function: nucleic acid binding; RNA-DNA hybrid ribonuclease activity. The record is from RefSeq and is a predicted model, not a curated record. The transcript has a single exon.